Messenger RNA from Bufo gargarizans (Asiatic toad), 2406 nucleotides. RefSeq names its product bone morphogenetic protein receptor type 1B (gene BMPR1B). Gene Ontology annotation, cellular component: signaling receptor complex; plasma membrane. Bases 1 to 1620 code for a protein of 539 amino acids. NCBI's taxonomy places the organism in Eukaryota, Metazoa, Chordata, Amphibia, Anura, Bufonidae. Gene Ontology annotation, biological process: protein phosphorylation; cellular response to growth factor stimulus; dorsal/ventral pattern formation. The transcript is spliced from 11 exons. Gene Ontology annotation, molecular function: transforming growth factor beta receptor activity, type I; SMAD binding; ATP binding. The record is from RefSeq and is a predicted model, not a curated record.
AUGUCACCCAAAUCCAGUCCUGUUAAAGACAUAGGCAGUGUUAUUGAGUUAAUAAAAAAUAUAGGUCCCAGCAAGAAAAAUCUUUGGCUUGCAACAGUUGAUGUAGCAUCAUUGUAUACAAUCAUAUCGAAAGAGCUAGGUCUCAAAGCAAUAGAAGAUGAAUUGAAGAAUGACCCUGAAAUGUCCAACUCUGCUCUGGAAAGACACAUGGUCCUCAAGACGGCAUCAGAAAGCUUUCUAGAUUGUAAUAUGGGGACGGAUGGUUACUGUUUCACCAUUAUAGAAGAAGAUGAAUCUGGACUUCCUGUGAUCACCUUUGGCUGUUUAGGACUAGAAGGUUCAGACUUUCAAUGCAGAGAUACACCUAUUCCACAUCAAAGGAGGUCUAUUGAAUGUUGUACAGAUGAGGACUUUUGUAAUAGAGAUCUUCAUCCCACUCUGCCCCCAAUUAAAAAUAAAGACUUUGUUGAUGGCAGUAUCCAUUACAUGGCUCUUCUGAUCUCAGUGACUGUUUGCAGCAUCAUCCUGGCUGUCAUCUUAAUAUUCUGCUACUUCAGGUAUAAAAGACAAGAGGCUAGACCUCGUUACAGUAUUGGCUUGGAACAAGAUGAGACGUAUAUACCGGUUGGAGAGUCACUCAAAGAUCUCAUUGAACAGUCUCAGAGCUCUGGGAGUGGAUCAGGGCUCCCCCUACUGGUACAAAGGACUAUUGCAAAGCAGAUUCAAAUGGUGAAGCAGAUUGGCAAAGGGAGGUACGGAGAAGUGUGGAUGGGCAGAUGGCGUGGAGAGAAAGUGGCCGUCAAAGUGUUCUUUACUACUGAAGAGGCCAGCUGGUUCAGGGAGACUGAAAUCUAUCAGACAGUGCUCAUGAGGCAUGAAAAUAUUUUAGGAUUCAUUGCUGCUGACAUUAAAGGAACAGGAUCCUGGACACAAUUGUACCUGAUUACAGAUUACCAUGAAAAUGGCUCCCUCUACGAUUACUUGAAGUCCACCACCCUCGAUACAAAAGCCAUGCUGAAACUGGCUUACUCAUCGGUCAGUGGGCUCUGCCACUUGCACACUGAAAUAUUUGGGACAAAGGGGAAGCCAGCCAUAGCUCACCGGGACCUUAAAAGCAAGAACAUAUUGGUGAAGAAAAAUGGAACGUGCUGUAUAGCAGACCUGGGAUUGGCAGUAAAAUUCAUUAGUGAUACCAAUGAAGUGGAUAUACCCCCAAAUACUAGAGUUGGCACUAAGCGCUAUAUGCCUCCUGAGGUUCUUGAUGAAAGCCUAAAUAGGAACCAUUUCCAGUCGUAUAUAAUGGCAGACAUGUACAGCUUUGGACUCAUCCUUUGGGAAGUUGCAAGAAGAUGCAUAUCUGGAGGUAUAUUAGAGGAAUACCAGCUGCCCUAUCAUGAUGUUGUACCAACCGACCCGUCUUAUGAAGACAUGAGGGAAAUUGUCUGUAUCCGGAGGUUGCGACCCUCAUUUCCGAACAGAUGGAGCAGUGAUGAGUGUCUGAGACAGAUGGGGAAACUGAUGACAGAAUGUUGGGCCCACAACCCAGCUUCCCGCCUCACAGCUCUACGAGUGAAGAAGACACUAGCCAAAAUGUCAGAGUCUCAAGACAUCAAGCUUUGAUUUGAUACUUGACUACUUCAGUUAGAGUAUAUGAGGAAAGUGGACUUAUUUUUUGUGACUGAAGACCCUUAAGAGAAAAUGAGUUUGUGCACAUUGAACAUCUGUGUUUACCUUGAACACCACAAAUGUCGAGACUGGUGGGGACUCGCCAGUGAUGAUAUGGACAAUCUGUAGACCUCCAUGACUCGGGAUGGUGUACACAGGAAACAUGGCUUCAAUGACUAGAUGAAACAAUUAGCAUGUUGCUUUCCGUGAAAGCAAAUACGUUUUUAAUGUUUGAAACAAAAGACAGAUUUCUUUAAUCUUCUGAUAAUAAAAAACAAUGUAAACUGAAGUUUGAUAUAUGUCUAGAAUCAUGAUAUCACGGCAAAGAAUAUCAACACCUUAUUUCUGACAUUUAAGAAUAUGUCAAAAUUGAAGACACAUCUCAUCGAAUUUUUCUUCUCAUCCUGUUUGUCCUGAAAAAUGAUUUGUUGGCAGUUUAGGUCCAUGAGCCCAGGUUGAUAUAAUGGUGCAUCAAAUAAUAUUCAGCCAACAUAAUAUCACUUGUGCUGAGAUUUAAAUCUAUGUUCACAUGUAGUGCAGGGAACAGCUGUGUAUGCAUACAGACAGGGUCAAGUGGUCUGUAGUGUGGUUAGAAGACCUGGAAAUACUUUCUACUGCGCUGUCACCAUGACUAAUACCAAGAUCACAGUAGCAGAAAUUUGAGUCUUUAGGGCCAUCUAGGAGGAGAAAGGGUGUCAGGGUCUGAAUAUAACUAUUCAACCUUGAAAUCAUUAUCAAAAG